Molecule: messenger RNA, 3282 nt
Organism: Macrobrachium nipponense
Lineage: Eukaryota; Metazoa; Arthropoda; Malacostraca; Decapoda; Palaemonidae
Product: inositol hexakisphosphate and diphosphoinositol-pentakisphosphate kinase-like
Exons: 11
Coding region: 594-2225 (543 amino acids)
Biological process (GO): inositol phosphate biosynthetic process; inositol metabolic process
Cellular component (GO): cytosol
Molecular function (GO): diphosphoinositol pentakisphosphate kinase activity; inositol hexakisphosphate kinase activity; 5-diphosphoinositol pentakisphosphate 1-kinase activity
Source: RefSeq, a predicted model, not a curated record
GGCUUCAGUAAAGCGUCUGACACGGAGGAGUGAAGUUGUGCCCACCUCCUCUCUUUCUCUCCCUUUCGUCAAGAGAGUCUCUUCGCCUUCGACUUUAUCGAGGGAGACUGCUUGGCCUGGGACAACUUCAGACUCGGACGGAACAGGAUCUGAAGGAUAACAAGCCGCGUGUGUCGAUGUUUCAUCGCCGCUGUGGAUAUCCUGCACCCAUGCACCGGAGCCUAAUGAAAUUCACAAUUUAGGGCCGACUUAUGUGUGUGCGUGAAAACUGGUCGUCGUUUUCUUGCUUGUAUCGGAUGCUUUCCCCUUUCCACCUGUCGGCAGACAAACUGAGAAGAUAAAAGUCUCGUCAGUUCGUUGUGUUCCCCUUCCACUGUUCAUUCAUAUUCUAGGUGAAUUCAUCUUGCACUAAACUCAAAACAGUACUUGGAAAAUGCUUUCGCAGGUCUGUCAGUGAUAUGUACAUAGGAAUAGUGAAUACAUGAAAGUGAACUAGUGAUACGUGAAAUCGGUUGACUUCUAGAGAACUGCUAUCUGAAUCGAAUUACGCGAGUAAUUCAGACAGACAUCACCCUCACAGAAAUCUGUUCAAAAUGAUCGAAAAAAGAAGCAGAAAGUUCGAGAGGAGACUAAGGAAAGUCUCGAAUGAUGGUAGUGAUACAGCACAGUCAUCAUCUGAGAUGUCAGGCCGCUUGGGCGGUUUGGAGGAUGAGCCAGACCUCACACCAGUUAAGCAGGUGGUGGUGGGCAUCUGUGCCAUGGAGAAGAAAUCUGGCUCCAAACCUAUGAAAGAAAUUCUCACAAGACUGGAAGAGUUCGAGUAUAUAAGGACUGUCAUCUUCCCAGAAGAAGUCAUUCUUAAAGAACCCGUUGAAAAAUGGCCGUUGUGCGAUUGUCUGAUCAGCUUCCAUUCAAAAGGCUUUCCUUUAGAGAAGGCUCAGGCUUACACAGACCUCAGAAAACCUUACAUCAUCAAUAAUCUUGAUAUGCAAUAUGACUUACAAGACAGAAGAGUAGUUUACAAGAUAUUGGAACGAGAGGGAAUAGAAUUGCCAAGAUUUGCCAUCUUAGACAGAGAUUCCAAAGACCCCUCUAAGCGUGAACUAAUUGAAGGAGAAGAUCAUGUUGAAGUAAAUGGUGUCAUAUUCAACAAACCUUUUGUAGAAAAGCCAGUUUCUGCAGAAGACCACAAUAUUUACAUCUAUUACCCUACAUCUGCUGGAGGUGGAUCACAAAGGCUAUUCAGGAAGGUGUGUACAUCAUCAUCUCACUACAAAUUAGCAUCAUGCUCAGAAUACCAGGUGGAAGAUUCCUCGGUCUCCACUCUUUUAUGGUAUCUUCAGAUUGGUUCCAGGAGUAGCGUAUAUUCCCCAGAGAGUAGAGUUAGAAAAACGGGUUCUUUUAUAUAUGAAGAUUUCAUGCCAACAGACGGUACAGAUGUCAAGGUUUAUACAGUAGGUCCUGAUUAUGCUCAUGCAGAAGCUCGAAAAUCUCCAGCCCUUGAUGGAAAGGUAGAACGUGAUAGUGAAGGCAAAGAAGUACGAUAUCCUGUUAUAUUAUCCAAUGCAGAAAAGUUGAUAGCAAGAAAAGUCUGUAUUGCCUUUAAGCAAACUGUGUGUGGAUUUGAUUUGUUAAGGGCCAAUGGAAAAUCGUAUGUUUGUGAUGUCAAUGGGUUUAGUUUUGUAAAAAACUCAUGUAAAUAUUAUGAUGACUGUGCAAAAAUACUUGGAAAUAUGAUCCUAAGGGAAUUGGCUCCAACCUUUCACAUUCCAUGGGCAAUGCCCUUUCAAUUGGAUGAUCCUCCAAUAGUACCAACAACUUUUGGCAAAAUGAUGGAAUUGCGGUGUGUAGUGGCUGUUAUUAGGCAUGGUGACAGAACUCCAAAGCAGAAAAUGAAGAUGGAGGUUAGGCAUCCAAAAUUUUUUGAGCUUUUUGCUAAGUAUGAUGGCUAUAAAGAUGGCCAUGUCAAAUUAAAGAAGCCCAAACAACUGCAAGAAGUGCUUGAUAUAGCAAGAGCACUUCUAGCAGAAAUUGAACAGAAGAGAGCAGACCCUGAGACAGAAGAGAAGAAAGGCAAAUUAGAGCAGCUGAAGAGUGUGCUGGAAAUAUCAGAAUCCAUGUUUGGCCUCAAAGGAUCUACAACUAUUUUCGUAUUGGUCUCACACCAUCAGCUUCCGCAAGCACGUCCUCUGGUAUCAGCACCUUGUGCAAAGAAAAGGUCUUAAAUGGAUGUUACACAAAAGUGUAAAUCCCAUUCUACGAGCUAUAAGAAGCUCAUCGCUAGAAUGUAUUGCUGAUGAACAGUGCUGAGUUUCUACUAAGUAAAUUGGCUGAAUGAUGACUAAGUUUAUGCUAAUUCUUUGUUCCCUAAAUGAAAAUAAAACUUUUUAUCUUUUAAAAUGAAAAUUAAUAAUUUUUAUCACAAAUCUGGCAUCCAUAAACCAGUGAACAUACCAAGACAGAUGGAAGAAAAUUCUAAUUUCAAUUUAAUCACUGUACUGUGUUGUACUGUACCAUAAUAAUUUUUGUACUCAUCCUUAUUACAAGUCUUGGGAGAUAUCGAGUUAACUUCAGCAAAACAUUCAUUAGUAAAUGAUAGAUAAAUAUAUAUUUUCUUUCCAUACCUAGUGUGCUUGAGAUGAGUUUCAGAUGUGCUUUUGCUCAUGAUCUACUUUUCAAGUCCUAGUAUAUUUCAUUUGAAGUACUUGAAUACAUGCAUGACAACAUUUCAUGGAGAUACUUGUAAAAAGUUAAUGUAGAUUAUCUUAGUAAGUAGUGUGAGCUGUAUUGUAGGCAUUUAUUCUGAAUAAAACCUUUAUGCCAGCACACAUUUCUGUAGUUGCAUGAAUGGCAAGUAUCUAAUAGCAGCAUUCUCCUCUGACAUUUGAAAACUAUUCUUAUCUUUUAUUUAGCAUGGCACCCACUGUAAUUGCAUCACUUGAGACAAUGUUUAUUAGCACAUAAGAAGUCACAGUCUUCAUGCAUACAAAACUAGUUUCAUUCUUAUGUAUCAUCAUUGCUAUUACCAUCACUUUCAUUAUCAUCCUAAAUGUGAGGAUAGCCCCACUCCCCUUUCAUAUUAGUAACCUCAUCUUUUUAUUAUGAGGUAUGUUGUAUGUAUAGUUAGGUAACAUUUGUAUCAUUUUAUAUAAUUCUGUGAAUAAUAUUUUUAUAGAUAACAUAAUCAUUCAUAUUUGUUGUAGAUAUUUUGUAGAACUGUUUCAUCAGUUUGGUGCAUUUUGUAUAUUACCAUUGAAUAUGUAAAUUAAAUUGCUUGUUUAA